CCGGCGAGCGAGCAGCCGGCGCCGUCCGCCUGCAGCCCCAGCCAGGCCCCGCCGCCAGCCGCAUCCCCGCGCCGAAGCCGGGCCGAGCCGAGCCGAGCUGGGUCGGGCCCGGGCCAUGCUGCUCACCGUGUACUGUGUGCGGAGGGACCUCUCCGAGGUGACCUUUUCCCUCCAGGUCGACGCCGACUUCGAGCUGCACAACUUCCGCGCGCUGUGCGAACUCGAAUCCGGCAUCCCCGCAGCCGAGAGCCAGAUUGUCUAUGCUGAAAGACCUCUCACCGACAACCACAGAUCACUGGCUUCUUACGGCUUGAAAGAUGGAGAUGUUGUGAUUUUACGACAGAAGGAGAAUGCGGACCCUCGACCUCCGGUGCAUUUUCCAAACUUACCCCGAAUAGACUUCCGUAGUAUAGCUGUGCCUGGCACGUCAGGCUCCCGGCAGCCGCAGCCGCAGCCCCCGGGAGCACAGCAGCCCCACUCAUCUCCCGGAGACAUAGCUUCAUCCCCUCAGGGUCUGGACAAUCCGGCCUUGCUCCGAGACAUGUUGCUGGCCAACCCCCAUGAGCUGUCCUUGCUGAAGGAACGCAAUCCGCCCCUGGCAGACGCUCUGCUCAGCGGAGAUCUUGAGAAAUUUUCUAGAGUCCUGGUGGAGCAGCAGCAGGACCGAGCCCGGAGAGAGCAAGAAAGGAUCCGUCUCUUUUCUGCUGAUCCUUUUGAUCUUGAAGCUCAGGCCAAAAUAGAAGAAGAUAUAAGGCAACAGAACAUUGAGGAAAACAUGACAAUAGCUAUGGAAGAGGCUCCGGAAAGUUUUGGCCAAGUAGUGAUGCUUUAUAUUAACUGCAAAGUGAAUGGACAUCCUGUGAAAGCCUUUGUUGACUCAGGCGCCCAGAUGACUAUUAUGAGCCAAGCCUGUGCAGAAAGGUGUAAUAUAAUGAGGCUGGUGGAUCGUCGGUGGGCAGGGAUCGCUAAAGGAGUAGGCACCCAGAAGAUUAUUGGAAGGGUCCACCUAGCUCAGGUUCAAAUUGAAGGCGAUUUCCUGGCGUGCUCCUUCUCUAUACUCGAGGAGCAGCCCAUGGACAUGCUUCUGGGACUGGACAUGCUGAAACGACACCAGUGUUCCAUUGACCUCAAGAAAAAUGUACUGGUGAUCGGCACCACAGGCUCGCAGACCACCUUCCUUCCCGAGGGAGAGCUACCAGAGUGCGCCCGGUUGGCAUAUGGGGCCGGGCGAGAGGAUGUGCGGCCAGAGGAGAUAGCAGACCAAGAAUUAGCAGAAGCCCUUCAAAAGUCCGUACAGGAUGCAGAGAAAAGCGGUAAAGAAACUACCUCACUGGGAAUGUCAUCAUUACCAACUUCAGAUGGAUGUAGCCAUCCCGCCCGUCCUCCAGGGCAGAGUCCUGAGAUUGGUAACCCUGCGCGUCUUGCUCACUCUGUCUCUGCUUCCGUCUGCUCUAUCAAGCCCAGUGACCCAGACAGCAUCGAACCCAAGGCUGUGAAGGCUGUCAAGGCUUCGGCUGAAUUCCAGAUAGCCUCUGAAAAGAAGGAACAUCUUCCUCUACAGGAACCUGCUGAUCGUGCAUCUCCAGCAGACCAGAGUCCAGCCAUGCCUUUGCAGAAUUCACCCGAAGAAGCCAUCGUCGUAGAUAACCUGGAGAGAUCUCCUGCUGAAAGAAGCACCCAGGGCCUCAAGUCUCAUCUCCACACCAGACAGGAAGCUAGUUUGUCUGUCACAACUACUAGGACGCAAGAGCUUCAGAGGUCCCUGGGUGAAAAGGGUUGGCAUCCGGAGUGGCAGAAUCUGAGUCAAGCGAAUGGCCGUCAGCAUGAAGACCCAGGGGACGGAGGGCAUGAGGUUGUGCAGCAGAAUGCUCCACGUGACCAAGAACAUCUUUAUAACACAGGGGACCUUGAACUUCACGGAGAAGGGCAACAGAAUCAACCAAAAAGCGUUGACGUGGAAGCUACAAUGAAAGGAGACAGGCUACAGCAAAACGUGGACCUUCCAGAUACACAGAAAAAUAUUCUACCUUCAGGAUGCUUCGACUGCUCAAAUUCAGAAACACUUAUGGAAGUAGAUGUAGUUGAACAGUCCCUGGUGGCUGUGCUUAAUUCAGCAGGCGGUCAGAAUGCCAACGUCAAGAACAUUGGUGCAGCUGAUCUCGCCUUAGAUAACCCCUUGAUGGAAGUAGAAACAUCAAGAUGUAUCCCUUCACCUGAAAUUUUGAGUAAUUCUAUUUCCACUCAGAAUUUGCAGCUCUCUGAAAGGGAUGCUGAAAUGUCUGGAACAAAUAAAGAAUAUGGGACUUGCUCCCCCUCGUUAAGUCUCUGUGGCGGCUGUCAGCCCUCUGUGGAGUCAACAGAGGAAUCUUGCUCAUCCAUAACAGCAGCCUUGAAGGAACUUCAUGAACUUUUGGUCAUUAGUAGUAAACCAGCUUCAGAAAAUACAUCUGAAGAAGUUACCUGUCAAUCAGAAACAGUAACUGAAGUCCAAACAGGUGUUGAGGACCUUUCUGAAAGAUGGACCCAAAAUAAGCAUCUUCCAGCUACCCAGAAUGAACAGUGUUCACAAGUCUCCUUUCAUCAGACCAUAUCUGUAUCAGUGAAGACAGAAAAAUUAACAGACUCCUCAACAGGCACCGGAAUAGAAGAUGUAGAAAGUAUUAACUUCAAGGAUCCAGGGGAUGGCCUGUUAACUGAUAAGGAAGGUGUCCCCACGUCUAGGGAAUCAGUAAACAAGAGCAGUUCUGUCACUCUAGCCUCUGCCAAAACGUCAAAUCAAUUACACUGCACCUUAGGUGUAGAAAUUUCACCCAAACUUUUAGCAGGUGAGGAGGAUGCACUCAACCAGACUUCGGAGCAAACUAAGUCCUUGUCAUCGAAUUUCCUGUUGGUUAAAGAAUUGGGUCAGGGCACACAGAACCCAGUGACAGACAGGCCUGAGACCAGAGAUGAUGUCUGUCCCGAAGCAGGAGGGCCACGUCUUGAAUUUGAGCCACCUGCCAGCUGUCCAUCACCAAGUCCCUCCAUUCUUCCACCAUUAAUUUUUCCUGCUGCAGACAUUGACCGGAUUCUCCGCGCCGGCUUUACUUUGCAGGAAGCUCUUGGGGCUUUGCAUCAAGUUGGUGGAAAUGCAGACCUUGCACUUCUUAUGUUGCUAGCAAAGAACAUUGUAGUUCCUACGUAACCAUGGAAAAGUGGGCUAGACCGUAUUCCAUUCCCUUAAAAAAAAAAAAAGAAGAAGCUAUAUAUACACACACUCACCACAAAUACAGUAUAUGUAGAAACCUGCGAGCAGAGUGUUGAGCCAGAUUUUUUUUAAAGAUUUUUUUCGGCCAAAGUAAUUUAUGAUCUCUUGUCUAAUGAAUCUGUCUCUUCUAUUUGUUAAAUUGUGGGCCUUUUUAAAUGUAUUGGCAGUAUGUGCAUACAAAAGCUUUUUAUUCUCAUUAAGAUGAUGGAUUCUGGAAUAAAAUUGAUGGUUUUCUGUAUAAUGUACCAUUUUAGAAUGAGAGUGAAUGCUUUGAACAGCAGAAGCCAUGAGAAAUCCCACCACCGGUGCAGCCGAGAGCUGAGCCAUCUUCACACUUAGGCCGCGUCUGUGCUAUAGGCAAGUAUGGCUUGUCGAUUCAGUUGUCAGUUUACAAACUUCUGACCACGUGGUUUGGUGUUUGGAAUUCCACCCAGUGCUCUGUGUAUCCUGAUCCAUCUGUUAUAACGAACUGAAGAACUGAAGAAUAAUUGAAUAAUAUCUCUUAGAGUGGUAUGUUGUUAUGCAUGUGGUUAGGAUUUGACAUUUUAAAGGGAUGAGUCAGGAGGAUUUAAAACUUGGGUUACUUUGUACCGCACAGGCUGCUGCGUGGAUUGCCAAAUAUCUUGGAUGGGAUACUGUGGGGGAAUUAACAUUAGAUGGAAACAUGGUGCUACCCAGAUUUAAAAACAAAACAAAACGCUGUAAUUCCAUUUGCAAAUGUCUUGGUGAUGUUUCAAGAACUGAGUGGAAAAUCAUGGCCUAAACCACUGGAAUUUACUAGAGAUUCGGUUUGCUAGCAUCUCACCGAUCACACCUCAAUCCUUCAUGACUAAUGAUGAACUUAAGUUCCGCUAAUGGGCUGGUUGCCAGCCGUUUAUUUCCCUUGAAACUCGCCUUCUAUUAGAAGUUCUAAAACUCAGUCUGAGCUGUGAUCUGAGUGACAUGUUGAGGUGUGAACCUUGUCACAUGGGUUCAUCUUGGUGCUUGAAAUGGUCAGUCUGUUUGGUGAGUGCCCUUCGUGGCAGUGGAAAUAGUAAUUGCAGUUUUUGACUUAAGUGGCCUUGGUAGCGUUUUCCAUCCCUUUCUUUCCUCAGGAGUUUCUUUUUUUAAACAAGGUUCGUCAUAUUUGUGUUUACCAUGUCAAGUUAGAGUGGGGCAUAGUAUAUAGAUGUAUUUAUUGUGGCCUUUUUUUAUAUGAGGACUAGCCCUUGGAAAUCAUUGUCCUGUGGGCCCCACUGUGCAAUAAUCCUACUGGAUAGAUUUUAGAUAAUUUUUUUCCUUGGGGGAAAAAAAACCCUGCUCUCUUAUGUACCUAGUAGGAAUCUGAAAUCUUGGUUUUAUUGAAAAGAAUUUUGAGUAUGAUAAUUCCCAAUACCAGGUUACAGUUUGCAAUGUGUUUGAAACAUAACCUUUGAGAGGGUGAUUUGUGAACGUAGUGUUACAUGAUUUUGUCUAUAAAGUCUGACUCUGAAAGCUUAUUUUUUCCAUAAAAAUUCAAGUCAUUUAGCACAAUCAAAAUGGAGGCUCAUAUCUCAGGAGUUUUUGAGAUUUUAAUUUGAGGCACUUAAAGACAUUUCUCCCCUAUUUCAUCUCCUUUCUUUUUGGCUACGGGGGGGUGUGGGGUGUGUGUGUGUGUGUGUGUGUGUGUGUGUGUGUGUGUGUGUGUGUGUGUGUGUGUGUGUGUGUGUGAUGGAGACUUCAGUAAUGUGAUGGAAAGUCACAUAGAUCCAUCAUGAUCCUCUGAAGUUAGGAAAUGGUUGACGGGAGUUGCAGUUCAAUGUUUUCAAGAGGGCGCUCAGAACAACACGUUAGCCAGAUUGUCUUUAAAACGUUCUUUGAGACAAUCACACGUUGCAGACCCCUUUGCCUGCCCUACACCAAAGAUGUAAGAUGCACUAGGAAACUGCUUAUAGGAUUUCUGUCAACCGUCUCUUAGAGCUGUGAUUGUAAUUAAGUAGCUGGUGCUAUGAUGGAAGCAAAAUCUAGUGGCAAUGCAGUGGGCCCCUGUAUUUGCUUUAUGGGUGGCGAUUGCGAAUUUAUUCUAAGCUUAUAAAUCUUUAGGGCCAGGGAGUGGGAUCACUGUUGGGUGGAGGAACUUACCAGUGACAGUGGACCCCUCCGAAAAGGCCUGUGUGCAGAUAGGCUGUGGGAUUUUCUAUGUGAGCAGGUGGCAUACUCCACUCAGAGGCCCGGCCACUGACUUCACAAGGUGGAGAUUGGGUAAUCAGCCCCAGGAGGAGUAGGGGAUAUCAGUCCGGAAAAGGUUUCAUUGCAAUAGCUUUUUUAUGUGUAUGUAUAUUUAUUUGGAGGAAAAAAACUGAAUAGGCCUCUAGUUGUACAUGUGUCCUUGUUAGGAAUACUUUAAAUGAGCUUAACCCACUUGCCAAAUAUCCUUGUCCUUUUCAUCAUUUAUUUUUCAAUGUAUAAUUGCUGUUGAUUUUUAAGAUCUUAUUCCCUGUCCAUCAAGUAAAACUGUUGAUAUUGUUAGGGUUUUGAAUCAUUUUUAAAUUCAGCAGUUCUAGAGCACAAAGGGAAUUAAGGAACAUGACACUAGUGAACCUUCAUUGUCAGUUUUUAUUCAAAGUGCAGAAAUCAGAGAUUAACUUCUCCAAGAAGAAGAUAAAAUCAUCGCGAAACUCGUUGCCAACAGAGCUGAUAGCGGCAUGCCAGUAUAAAGGGCCACUUCACUGGACAGCUCCUUUGCCAUAACCAGCACUGGACAGCUCUCUGGUUGGCGCUUACCCCCAAGGGUGCUCUCAGUUUAUUCACCAAAGAGAGGAGAAGGUUUUUAAAUAUAACUUCUGCAUUUUCCCUGAAGUUGGUUCCUGUGUGUGAGAAUGUGCUUGGUAACCAGACAGCUAUAUCUAGGCUCUAGAUUUUGCCCAUUGAAGCUGGUAAGAAUUCUUUCCGUUUGUACCUAUUCAGGCCUCCAGACAUCAGCCAAUAGCCUUUAUCCCACAGUUUGGGCUUCCGCUGUAAAUAUACAAAGAUAUCAGUUGUUUGGCAAAGGGAAGCGGAGAGAUGGGAUGUGUUAAAACUAUUUUUUGCCUUGAAGCCUACAGAACUUUCUAGAGCUCCUUAUCUCCAUAGGUACUAAAGGGAGACAAACCCCAUGUGGUUUUUUUUCCCAAAGCAUUUCUCCCUCUUGCUUUGGAACAAUACAUGAGACUUUGUGUUGCUGAUUUUAUAAGAACCAGUUAAAGUGGAAUCUGCCUGUGCUUCCCUUAGCACUUCUAUCUCUAGUAAAAGCCAUAAAAAUUUAAUUGGUUUACCCAUCAGCUCAUGUGUGUGUGUGUGUGUGUGUAUGUAUGUAUAUAUAUAUGUAUAUAUACACACACACGUGUGUGAUUGACAGAUAUCCUACAGUUAAUUUUACAUAGUUUAAAAAGCAAACCAUUUUUUUAAACACUUUUCGUAUCUACAGAUGUAUUGUUCAUUUGUGGUGGUUUUUAUCCCACCAUGUAUAUAACAAAACAGCCUUGCAAAUAACUGGCCAGAAGAGUUAUGGUGCGUUCCAAUUUCCUUUUCUACUGUUUGCCACCCGCUGUAAACAGGAUAAUUGAACUGUUACAUAUUUCAAACUUGUUACCACUGGUAGCAUAUCAUAAGAUAUCAUGGAUCAUGCAUUCUGCUAUUCUCUACCAAAAAGCCAGGUUUCUCCUUUGAAUUUGGUGUCUUAGUGUAUAGUCUGUGGCUGAACAAGAAAGAAACAAGCAUUAUCAAGAGCUUCCCUUCCUAGAAGAUGACCAUUAACCUCUCAUGUUAGGAGUUCCAUAAAAUAGCUUUUUCUCUGAAAGAAGUAAACAAAGUAAAUUCUUAAAGUAAAUUGAAAGGACGUCCUUGAGAACUGGAAAUGUAAACUCGUAACUCAAAUUCUAGACCUUCAUGGUCCCUUGUUAGGUGUCACUAGGAGGAGUUCAUUGAAAAAACUGAGGAACUUAGGGGGUGAACCUUUGAUAUGCUUGACUUUCUCUUGUGCCUUAGUUUCUCCAGAUAGCAGAGGCAUCAAAUUUUGGUGGGGAAUGAAUGUGGAAAGUAUCAAGGGGGAAAGUGUAAAAACACCCUGGAGAUAGAGGCAUGCAUGGAAUGGUCUUAAGGCUCACCUUUAUUCAUCCAGAAUCAUUCUGCAUCAAAUCAUUAGAUCUCCACAGACAGAAGGGUGAUAAUAUGGCUUUUUUUGCAUCAGGAGCACUAAAAAAGAUGGUUUCUAGAUGUUUAUUAUGUUCUUUGUUGUACUGUCAGCAUGGUGGUGGUUAAGGAAGGGAAGAAGUUCUAGAAAAUCAGCUGUUUGCACAGGAAACCACCGGUACUCUUGAAGGCUGUGCUGUCCGAGCCUGAACAGGAAUUCAUCGGUUCAUUCAUCAGGCAUAAUCACCUGUGUGCAGGUACUGAUGAGCCCUGGGGAUACAAGGGUGACAAAACAGCCUGGCAGCCUGCCCUCGCAAAACUCUCAGCCUAGUAGGGAGACACGAAACAAAGUUUUGCUUCAAGAGCAAGAACUGUUUUUGCCUAUUAGCAUGCUUUUAUUUUAAAAGUCAUACUAGAAUGAUUUGAUUCAAAUUCAGGGGAGAUGGAAAAUCAGGCUCAAAAUUGAUUUAGAUGUGUGAAUCUACAAUGCUCUAGAAAAUGAAAUCUUUUUUCAAAAUGGAAUCAGAGAAACCAAUUUUAAAAAUCAACAUUUGGUAGAAAUACUUGAAGAAAUAAGGUAUUCAGAAAUCAAUUUAUUCUGUGGAUGGGUGGGGGGGCAGCAGGGUAGAAGUGCAAGUAAAUGGAAGGUGAUCCUAAAUAUACCCCAGGGAGAAGCAGCUUUCCCUUCCAUCGGGACCUCCUUCCAUGCAGGGUGGAGAUACGAGUGUGCUUGGCACCCUCCCCGCUUCCCCGUUGAGCAUGGCCACCCUGGAAUACUGACCAUCUUGGCCAACAGGACUUAGCAGGGGAUUCUGCAGCUGAGUGCAAGAUGUGAACAUGGGAAUCUAGAGCAGAAAAUGGAACAAGCGAGGGUCUGGGACUGGAUGGUGGGCAGAAUUUACAAGAGGAUUCAAGGCCAUCUCAAAUCUUUUCAAUAGGACAGCUCCCUCAAAAGGACAUUUAAAGUGUCAUCAUUAAUGUUGUAAUCCUGAGGCAUACAGGGAGAACCCUGGACCUUACCUACGGAUGACUCACAAGAUUCACAACGAGAAAGCUCAAGGCUUAUCAGUUAUGUAUUGGUGAUUGGGAAUCCGGACCCUCUGGGGCUGUAGGGUCAAAGGAUAUAGCUGAUGUUUUAGGGCACAAUCUCGUGGAAUGAAACCUACAGAGGGAAUGGUUGAAGGAUGUAGGAGUUAGAGAAUAUUUCUUUAAAAAGCUAAGCAAACUAUGGAAGACCGGGAAUGGGGGCGUGGAAUACGAAAUUAGAUACUUACAGAACUGAAUUUCUUUCAAUAUGUACCAUAAGGUUUUCAUUAGCUGACUUGGGGAAAGGGCAUGCUGGGAUAUUUUUUCCUGGGAAACUACGUGUCUGAUGGGAAAUGAUGUUCAUCAGGAGUUUGUUUUACACACAGCCGUGAAUGAAUGCAUCUGUGGCGUAAAGAAAGGCAGACCUCUAUUAAUUUCCUACCAGAUGGUCAGAUUGGUUUAUUUCCAGAUUCCUUUGGUCUGAGAUUACCUGAUGCUGACCAGACUUCUUUUUCCUUUCCUCAAGGCCCUGUAGCUUUCUUGAGUUUAUGUCACCAUCUGAGACUUUUCCCUCUGAAUGACUGUAUUUCCAUUCUCUGUUCUCCUAAUCAUCCUUUUGAAAUAAUUCUGGUGAUACAUUCAGAGCAAUUCAAUAUACUGAUUGCAUUGGCUUUUUUCACUGUGCACCUAUGAUGAAAACUGAUUUGCUCAUUUAAUGCAAAAUCUCAUCUUCAUGGCAAAUUGGGCCAAUGGCCUUUGCACUCAAGUAAGGUUUGUUUACCAGUUUUGUAGCCAUGUUUGGCACAUCUUAGCAAAUAGAAACUCCCUCUUUUCCCCCUUAUUUGUUCUUGCAAUUGCUGAUGUAUGCCUUCCUGACUUUAUGCUUUGAGACUACUGCAUCUUAACAAGAACUGGGCUGAUUGGCAAAAUAGGAUUGCCAGUAGCUCAGUCCCUCCCAUAAUGCUUUGGUUUUGAGAGUUGGAAAACUCUGAGAACUUAAGGGAACCAAACUCAGGAAUCCCAAAGUUGGUUGCAUUGUGCCAUUGGUUUAGGGGCUGGACAUAGGACCUGUCUGCAGCUGAGUGAACUGGAUGCAUUUGGGUUUGAGUUGUUGUCACAUAAUGAAAUGUAAGUCAGCCCUAAAUAAUCAAAACACUUUAUUUUAUUUUUCUUUUUUUAAUAGGAACUUUCUGAAGAAAAGUGAUGUGUAAAACAUUUGAUAUUUAAGACAAUAAAGUUUUUAUCAUAAGA
This is a messenger RNA of Hipposideros armiger (great roundleaf bat), 9652 nucleotides long. It is a transcript of the gene DDI2, whose product is annotated as DDI proteasomal shuttling factor 2. The record is from RefSeq and is a predicted model, not a curated record. Gene Ontology annotation, molecular function: protein binding; aspartic-type endopeptidase activity. Lineage: Eukaryota; Metazoa; Chordata; Mammalia; Chiroptera; Hipposideridae. Gene Ontology annotation, biological process: proteolysis. The transcript is spliced from 9 exons. Bases 116 to 3184 code for a protein of 1022 amino acids.